AUGGAAGGUGAUCAACCAAGUGUCCCAACAAUUGUACCUCAAUCCUCAAAUAUCUUGCUUCCAAUUUCUGGUGCACCUUCAAUACCAACAUUAUAUGCUCAACCAAAGACAUUUGUACCAGUAGAUUGUAGAGUAAUGCCAGGUUACCCAUAUGCAAGUUUAGCAGGCGUACCAUGUGUAAUGCCACCUUUAUUACCAGAAUUUGUUAGUUCUUGCAAGAAUACAGAAACAAGAAGUUUGGAAUUACCAGAACCUCAUCGUUUUCAUAAUGGUCAACCUUUAAAUCCAUAUAUACCACCAACGGAUCAAACUAUAAUAGUUAAUGCUCCUUAUCAUAUGGCACAAUUUAAUCCUGUAAAUGGUUCUAAUAUGUAUUCUCCAUGUAAUCCAUUUGCAGCAUAUCCAUAUGGUAUACCAGCAAGAGAUCCAAUUCCAGGAUCCCAACCUAAUAAAACAGGGUUUUAUGCCUAUUAG
Messenger RNA from Cryptosporidium muris RN66, 474 nucleotides. RefSeq lists its product as uncharacterized. The transcript has a single exon. The record is from RefSeq and is a predicted model, not a curated record. NCBI's taxonomy places the organism in Eukaryota, Apicomplexa, Conoidasida, Eucoccidiorida, Cryptosporidiidae. The coding region runs from base 1 to 474 and encodes 157 amino acids.